AUGAAUUCAAACCAUUUUAAACUCCUGUUUUAAAAACAUUACUUCAGAUAAAAGGAAAAAAAAAACCUUUUUUAGUUAUUUUAUUAAAUUGAUUAGAGCCGCGAAAAUCAGCAAAAAAAAAAAUGGCCAUGACAACGUGGUACACCAUUCUGUCGGACUUUCAAUUGGAAGCCCUCCACGAGCUGGCCUACGCCAUCAGGGAUGACGCCGAAGUGGGCUCCACCGUCCGGACUAAGUUCUGCCUCACGAGGCUGGGCGUAACGCCGAUGCUCCGGCCGAGCACAUUGCUGAAACUCAUCUUGCUGAGCCGCAAGAGCACCCUGGCCUUCCUCUACUUCCUCCUGGAGGGCUACUACAAGUCGUGUCAGGUGUCCCUGACCUACGCCGAGCAGAUCCUGAUGUCCUCCAUCAUGUCUCUCGAUCUCGAGAUCACUUUCCGGGAGCUGGAUCGCAUCCUGCCGCCGGGAUAUGAGCCUCGCCGCAAGCAAAAGCAGGCGCCGCAGGUGUGUCACCGGAUUGAGGCACGAAAGGAACGCCAAGUGUCCAAGUCCAAGUCCCCUUACUUCCAGAAGCAGCCCAGGCCUCCCGGUGAUGGGCGGGGACAGAACCGCUUCACCUGUCAGCACAGCAGCCACGUGGUGGCCUUUCCCUUCUGGCCAGUGGGCCAAAAGGCCACCUACAGAGUUAACGAGAGAGAGCGCUGGUUCGCCACCUACCAGUUCCAGCCGGUCAAGCGGAUGCUUCUGGGGCUCGUGUCCGACAUCAUGGCCGAGUACUGGGAGAAGUUGAGUCUGGGCGAGGCCGUCGAUGGGCAGGCGGCGCUGUGCAGCAAUCACAAGGAGACACUGCGCCUGGAGCAGCUCGUGAAGGAUGAACUCACGGUAAGGGCUCGCGACCGUUGCCUCGACCUGGUGGACCUGGCCGUACGCGAGGAUGUGCGCCUAAAGAAACGAGUGAUCGCUAUUCUGGACAAGGACAUUGAGGACUCCACGCUGCGUUGGCAGAAGCUCAAGGGAUUGCAGUAUACGCAGGUGGGUCUGGUCAGCCAGGAUGGAGUUGUGAGCGGCACACGCGCUGUGCCCACACCCGUUGGCCCCGCCGCAAUGAAGUAUAUGUGCCAGGAGGGUGACGUCGGACGUCUGGGGACAUCGAACACUGCCGCCGUGCAGCUGAUCACCGACCAGAAGCGCUUGAGGGCUGUGGGCGGGGCGCGCGUGUCCGAUCCCGAGGAGGAGCCAUGUCUAGUCCUGGCCCCCGAGGGCACUGAACUUGAACUGCCCAACUGUCCGCCCCCACAUGCCAGGGGUGAUAGAAAGAGCGCGACCCGGUUCACGAUCAUGGAAAAGGACCUGGAGGAGCCCUCGAGUGAGCAGCUGGCGACCUCGCCUCGCAGGUUCUUCGAGGCAGCCAAGCUGCACCAGCCCUUCCUGUUCCACUACCAGGAGAUAUCGCCUGAUAGGCCAGAAACCCACCAGACCAUCAUGAGAAGGCAGGCCCUGCGAUCGCUGAAAGACACUCCCGAAGAUGUGUGCGAAGAUGCGGAGAGCAAUGCAACCAGCUUCAAUUAUAGGGCACAGGUGGUCGAGGCAAUUGUUCAGUGUGCGCAGAGCAUGUGGUUCGGCUCCCUGGAGGCCUAUCAGCGGCAGUGGGAGCAGGAGAACAAUCCGCCCCCUCCAUUGGGUCCCAACUGUACGCCGGACAAGACAAAUCCCCUGUACUGGAUCGAAGAUAUCAAAUAUUUUGAUCCCGACAACAGCAAGCUGAUGGAGCGGCUGCGGCGAGAUGCCUUCCGAGUGCUGCGGCGCGAUCCCCGGCUGGUGUUCGCGGCCUUCCCCAACUCCCACACGGCGGUGGUGGUGCAAGAGUGGAUCAAGCGGCGCUACGGAAAGGUCUACUCCCACAACGAGCUCGAUCUAAAUGCCAAGAUAGCGGAUCAAGCCUUCCUUCAUGUGAUUUCCCAGCAGACAAAUGCUCCCAGUGUCCAGAAGGAGGAACUGCUCGGCGACUACAACUACAGCCACAAACCCAAGUUGGUUGCCACGGCCACCAGACUCAGGAACGAGUACUAUCACCACCUGAACGAGAAGCUGCUGCAUGAGACCCGCACCUGCUGGAGGGCCAUGCGUCCCCAGUUCUUCAAGUCGGCGACUGUCAAGAGCUGCUUCUUCGCCUAUCUUCCCUCUCGUCACGCGGAGUUGUUGCGUAGGUGAAGAAAAUUCCCAAAAACGGUUUAACAAUUAUUAAGCUCCAAAUUUGUUGUAUGUAUUGGUAAAAAUUUUUAAGUUUUCUUUGGCACUAGCAUCAAAUUGUAUUGUAUACAUAUAAACUCUUAAAAAUAAAUAUACUCUUAGAAAUA
Drosophila obscura is the source of this 2356-nucleotide messenger RNA. RefSeq lists its product as uncharacterized. The record is from RefSeq and is a predicted model, not a curated record. The transcript has a single exon. Bases 123 to 2210 code for a protein of 695 amino acids. Lineage: Eukaryota; Metazoa; Arthropoda; Insecta; Diptera; Drosophilidae.